Lontra canadensis (Northern American river otter) is the source of this 2201-nucleotide messenger RNA. RefSeq names its product homeobox D4 (gene HOXD4). The transcript has 2 exons. The coding region runs from base 1139 to 1915 and encodes 258 amino acids. Gene Ontology annotation, cellular component: nucleus. The record is from RefSeq and is a predicted model, not a curated record. Lineage: Eukaryota; Metazoa; Chordata; Mammalia; Carnivora; Mustelidae. Gene Ontology annotation, molecular function: DNA-binding transcription factor activity, RNA polymerase II-specific; RNA polymerase II cis-regulatory region sequence-specific DNA binding. Gene Ontology annotation, biological process: embryonic skeletal system morphogenesis; regulation of transcription by RNA polymerase II; anterior/posterior pattern specification.
CUUCAUGUUUCUCCGAAAUGGCCAUAGUCGGAAACAGAGGCCAGAGGCAGCGGGCGCGGGUCAGUUUUCUUUCUGUUUUAUUACCUUAGACUCCAGGAGGAUGGGCUGAGUCUGGUGACAUAAUGGAGUCUUUGCCUGGAGAAACCCCUCCGAGGCUCCUGUGUAAUCCUUUAAUUGGUUGCAUGAAUGCAGGGCCAAAGGAUAGGUUUGGGGGGACUGGGGAGCAAGGUGGAAGGCCAGGUAGCCCCAGCCCCAGCUCUGCCCGGAGGGAGUGUGGGGUGAGGUCAGAGGGUGCCCAGUGAGGGGGACUCACUGGUCAGGGACUGCCAUGUGGGAAAAAGCCAGUUGGGACGAAGGAGUGCAGGGUCCUUUGGAGACCAUCUGGGUGAGGUGAGGGUGCCAUCCGCGGCUUCCAAGCCCACCCCUCAGCUGCAGCAGCUGGGGGGGCUGUGGGUGGCAGUCUUGCCAUACCUGCGAGAGGGGCUUUGGCCAGAAACGCUCCAGCCUAGGCACUCACAGAAAGCUUGGCAGUUACUCAUUGCCUGAUUCGAUUCAGGCCAGCCAGCUUGUUGUAACUUUUGGGUGACCCUGACGAAGACAAAGCCAGGACUCGGCCUUUGUAUGGCAGAGUCCCCGUUCCCGCGGGCGGGAGUCCUGCCUGCCUGGGGUACUCUGCCUAAGUCCAGGGCUGCCUCACCCACCGGCCUGGUGGUAUUCUGCAGCCUGACAAAUUUGGGCUUUCAUCCCCCUCCUUGAACUGUACCCAUUUUGGGGGGCUGUUUUCAGGCGGGUGGGGGCAGUGGAGAGGGCACUCCAGGUUAACAAAGUCAGUGGCAGACAAAAGCUGGGAUUACCUGCCAGGAACGAGGGUGCUGGGGACUCUAGAACUACAGUAACAUCUGGUGGGGGCCUUCGAAUGUGCCAUGGCGAGUCACUUGAGUACACGUAUGUUAUUUAGUUAAAUUUGUGAAAAUUAUGAGAUGCUCACCAACCCGGUGAUAAACUCGCUGCCUCGCUAUUGGCUGGCCUGGUCACAUGGCCGCCAACUUUAUUCAGUUGACAGCAAGUAGGAGGGCCCUAUGGAAGGAGAAAAAAAGACAACACGAGAAAAAUUAGUAUUUUCUACCUUCUGAAAUUAAUGGCCAUGAGUUCGUAUAUGGUGAACUCCAAGUAUGUGGACCCCAAGUUCCCUCCGUGCGAGGAGUAUUUGCAAGGCGGCUACCUAGGCGAGCAGGGCGCCGACUACUACGGUGCUGGCGUGCAGGGUGCAGACUUCCAGUCCCCGGGGCUCUACCCACGGCCCGACUUCGGUGAGCAGACCUUCGGCGGAGGCGGUCCUGGGCCCGGCUCUGCGCUGCCCCCACGGGGUCACGGGCAAGAAGCGAGUGGCCCCGGCGGCCACUACGGAACCCCAGGAGAGCCGUGCCCCGCUCCCCCGGCGCCCCCGCCCGCGCCCCUGCCCAGCGCCCGGGCCUGCAGCCAGCCAGGCGGCCCCAAGCAGCCGCCCCCCGGGACGGCCCUCAAGCAGCCCGCCGUGGUCUAUCCGUGGAUGAAGAAGGUGCACGUGAAUUCGGUGAACCCCAACUACACUGGCGGGGAGCCCAAGCGGUCCCGGACGGCCUACACCAGGCAGCAAGUCCUAGAACUGGAAAAGGAAUUUCAUUUUAACAGGUAUCUGACGCGGCGCCGUCGGAUUGAAAUUGCUCACACCCUGUGUCUGUCCGAGCGCCAGAUCAAGAUCUGGUUCCAGAACCGGAGGAUGAAGUGGAAAAAAGACCACAAGCUGCCCAACACCAAAGGCAGGUCCUCGUCCUCCUCCUCCUCUUCUUCCUCCUCCUGCUCCUCCUCAGCUGCUCCCGGCCAGCAUUUGCAGCCGCUGGCCAAGGACCACCACACGGAUCUGACGACCUUAUAGAAGUGGGGAACCUGGGCCCAUUCCUCCCUGCGCUCCCGGCUGAGCCGAAGCUGCGGGGGCAGGCCAGGCUUGCUGUCACCUCCCUGGGCUCUAAGGUACUGUGGGGUGGACCUGGGACUCGCAGGCCGCCCUCGGACUAGGUUAGCAUCCUGCCCGAGGGCAGCCCCCUCCCUGGAGCGGAAUCGGGGUGGGAGGGGGGCGGGAUUCUCUCUCUAAGUACAUUAUCAUAUGGCAGGAGCUACUGAGAACAUAAACCUUGGCGAGUUAUUAAACUUAUGAAAAUCUC